Molecule: messenger RNA, 975 nt
Organism: Trichoderma citrinoviride
Lineage: Eukaryota; Fungi; Ascomycota; Sordariomycetes; Hypocreales; Hypocreaceae
Product: NAD(P)-binding protein
Exons: 2
Coding region: 1-975 (324 amino acids)
Cellular component (GO): cytoplasm
Molecular function (GO): oxidoreductase activity, acting on the CH-OH group of donors, NAD or NADP as acceptor
Source: RefSeq, a predicted model, not a curated record
AUGGCAUCAACCAUGCCUUUUUCCGUUGCUGGAAAAACCGCCAUCAUAACUGGCGCCGGCUCUGGUAUCAAUCUUGCCUUUGCGGAGCUUCUCCUCUCUCGCAACUGCAACGUCGUCUUUGCUGAUCUGGAACUGCGGCCAGAGGCAGAGAAUGUUGUUUCAAAAUACCAGAGCGAAGACGGAGGUCGGGCGGCAUAUGUUCGGACAGACGUAACCUCGUGGUCUGAUCUCUCCAAAAUGUUCGAUUUUGCCCUCGAAACCUUUGGGGACUUUGACAUUGUUUGUCCAGGAGCCGGCGUAUACGAGCCCAACUGGUCCAACUUCUGGCAUCCUCCCGGGUCGAGCCAAAGUAGAGACGCGGUUGACAAAGACCACUAUGCGCUGCUCGACAUCAAUCUGACGCAUCCCAUUCGCGCAACCCAGAUGGCCAUAUCCCACUGGCUGUAUCCUCGUCCUCCGGCGGAAGGUUCCAAGUUCGACAAGGCUCCUCCCAAAGUGUCUCUCGACAAUCCUAAGAGAGUGAUUCACAUCACUUCAGUAGCCGCCCAGGUCCCUACCUUUAGAGCGCCCCUCUACGGAGCAUCCAAAUUCGGCCUCCAAGGCUUCAUCCGCUGCCUCACGCAGCUGGAACCUCGAAUCGGCGUGCGAAUUAACGGGGUCGCGCCUGGAAUAGUCCGCACUCCUCUGUGGACGGAGCAUCCAGAAAAGCUGAUGAACGUUAAUGAUGCCCAGGACGCGUGGGUCACUCCUCAAGAGGUAGCUCAAGCAAUGCUGCAGUGCGUUGAGGAUAAUGAGAAUAUUGGGGGGACGAUUCUGGAGGUUGGCGCUGGAAAUACUAGGAGAGUAAAGGUUUUCAACGACGAAGGCCCCGAUCGAGAUCCCGCAAAGGGCCUGAUUACCAGCAACAAUGACCUUGGCGAUGGAGAAGUGGUUGAGUGGCUGCAGCAAGGGGCCAUCUGGGGACCUCAAGCAUAG